UAUCAUCCCAAAUUCGCUUCAGUGACAAACGGGCUACAGUCGCCGACGGGGAAAUAAAGCGACCUGACGAUGAUCGACGGCAGCCAAGCGCAUACUAACCCCUUGCCGGCCUGAAGAUUUCCGACCCAAAAUCGUCACCAUCUUGCACCGUAAUCCGUCGGAAAUUCGCCCUCUUCUUCCAUCCCAAUUUUAAUGGUGCGUUCCAACAGUUGUUUUCAAGUUGGAUAUUUUUACAUUUCUACUGUUUUGAUAGAAUUUGGGAUGGGUAUGGACAAUUGGAUUGGGUAAUAAUACACUUGGGCUACCGUUGUUAUUUUUCUUAUACUCGUGGGAUACUCUUUAACAUGUUUCGGUCUUGGUUUUAAUUUAGUUUUUAUGCAUAAAUGCAUUGAUGAAAUAUGGGUAUUUCUUUACUAUAAAUCUCAUUUCUUUAGUUUUCUAUUUUGAUUUUAAUCUAAAAUUAGGGUUUAUAAGUACUAAUUUAGGGAUAUUAGAAAUUAACAUGCCAUUAAUGUGAGUUGAUUGUUUUUUUGGAGUUAUUAGUAUCAUAACUUUAUUCUGAACUUGUAAACUUAUGUAGAAGGAGAAGCGGCCUUUAAUACGGAGUAUUGUUUUUUGAUAAACAUUAACACCUCUUUUGUGAAUGCUAAGCUUCACAAACAGAAUGGUCACAAACUUCACAAACUUAUCAUUUAUGGUUUAAUUUUUUUUAUUGAAGUUCACAAAUAGUAAGCUUAUGAAAUUUGUGACCAUUUUGUUUGUGAAUCUAGCUAUUUCUCUUUGCCCCUUUUGUCUUCAUCGCAGGGUGUAUUAGACAUUUAAACAUCAUUAAAACUGUGGUUGGAGAUUAUCAAGCUUCUAAAUUCUAAGGAAGAUUCAUGAGCAUUCGAGCACACUGAGCAGAGCAGGAACUCAUCCACCUUGGGAGUAAACCAGAUCUCAUCUAUGGAGGAUUCAGGUCUCUCUCUGCUCUAUCUUCUUAUUCUUCUUCCCCCACUCUCCCUCAUCAUCUUCCUCUACCUCAUCGUCCGGCCUCGUCCCGUGAAAAUCUCGAUCAAGAAUCGCCAUGUCUUCAUAACCGGAGGCUCCAGCGGCAUUGGCUUGGCUUUAGCUCACCAAGCCGCUUUAGAAGGCGCUAGAGUGUCGAUAUUAGCUCAGAAUUCCAAUAAACUCGAGGCCGCAAAGCGAGAGAUCAGGCUCUCCACCGGACGUGACAUUGACAUAUUUAGCGCCGAUGUUAGAGACUACGAUGCCUUGAAGAAGGCCGUGGAAGAGGCUGGCCCCAUCGAUGUUCUGGUCAGUAAUCAUGGGGUGGUUAUGCCGCGGGAGCUGGAGAAUCAGGAUCUGGAUGAGGUGAAGUUCAUGAUUGAUGUAAAUUUACUGGGGACUUUUAAUUUGAUCAAAGCUGCAUUGCCGGGAAUGAAGACCAGGGAAAACCGUGGACCGGGAUUGAUUGGAAUCGUGUCAUCUCAGGCCGGCCAGGUAUUGCCCUUGCUCAAUUUUACUCUCUCACCAAAUUGAAAGUAUUGCAUUAGUCCCAUCUCCCAUGGUUCAUUCAAACUCGAACACGGGGCCCAAGUUUGAGCUGCUCUUGACACCCUACUUUUUAUUUGAUUUCACUGGGUCUGUUGUUGUCAUUGUAUUGGACGGUGGUGGAUGACAGCAGGCAUUGGUGAAUGGUAAGUGAAAGUGGCCAACGAGUGAGUGGCGGCCGGAAGUUGCCCAUAGAAGAAAUUACUCUCUGAUUCAUUCUCCCUAACUAUUCUUAACAAAAGUUGUUUAUCACAAGCUCUAUGAUCUUUUUUAGGCUGGCAUCUUCGGGUAUACAGGUUAUUCGGCUUCUAAAUUCGGCCUCAGAGGUCUGGCAGAAGCACUGCAGCAGGAGGUUGUUGCAGACAACAUUCACGUAUCUCUAAUAUUUCCUCCUGACACUGAUACUCCUGGCCUUGCUGAAGAGAACAAAAGGAGGCCGCCGCUUACGAGUAUAAUAGCAGCUUCUUCUGGUACCGUGAAAGCUGAAGAAGUUGCCAAGAAAGCUUGGGAUGGAAUGAGAUCUGGAAAUUUUUUUGUUCCAUGCAACUUUGAGGGGUUCAUGCUAUCUAUAGCCACUGCUGGUCUAUCUCCUCAAAGAUCAUUUCGCAUGGCUUUCGUUGAGGUCUUUACAGCCGGCCUUAUGAGGGUCGUGGCUCUAUGUUUCCAAUGGGAUUGGUAUCGAAGCAUCGAAAAGUAUCAUGCGCUAAAGAAAUAGUCCCUUUUUCGGCGCGCAUCAUCCGCGGCUAUGGCGACACGUGGCAAAACUCUUGCUGGCAUUUGACAACGGUAGACGACGGCAACAUGUGAUUGGGUGAGCGGAAGACCUGAUAACAGCUUAAUAUGGUUUUUUAUAGGACUGUGUUUUGUGCAUUCAUUAAAAUGGAUAUUACUUUGGGCAAAGUUGCUGUAUACCAUAAUAAUACUAUAAUAGUCACAUUUUUGUGCGGAAAACGUUAUAAGGAGAACUAUUUUUCUGUCAAAUCUCAUUAUUAUUCCUUUGAUGAACAAUGGUUGGCACUUGAAAGCUUUGAUUUAUGAUGUAUGUUUGGUCAACAAACGCUGUAAAUGACC
Messenger RNA from Cuscuta campestris, 2604 nucleotides. The record is from the annotation of a GenBank genome assembly. Lineage: Eukaryota; Viridiplantae; Streptophyta; Magnoliopsida; Solanales; Convolvulaceae.